Dissoconium aciculare CBS 342.82 is the source of this 1533-nucleotide messenger RNA. RefSeq lists its product as uncharacterized. Gene Ontology annotation, cellular component: nucleus; cytoplasm. The coding region runs from base 1 to 1533 and encodes 510 amino acids. The transcript has a single exon. The record is from RefSeq and is a predicted model, not a curated record. Gene Ontology annotation, molecular function: mRNA binding. Gene Ontology annotation, biological process: regulation of RNA metabolic process; regulation of gene expression. Lineage: Eukaryota; Fungi; Ascomycota; Dothideomycetes; Mycosphaerellales; Dissoconiaceae.
AUGGCCGAGACACCGCAAGAAACUCCGACCGCCACUUCAAAGCGACCCUUCGAGGAGCCUUCGUCACCUUCGGGACCAACAGACCAGCCGGAUGCCAAACGACCUGCCCUUGACAAGGUCCUCAAAGAGGAUGGCGCCGCUGACGCUGUGGACGCCCUCGAGGCCGCACUAUCUGACGACGCUGCCAAAGCUGAGGAAGGCGCUGAUGCAAAGCCUGCUUCAGCAAGUAAUGGUGUAGAAACCAAAGCCGAUGACGCAGCGGCCGCCGAUGCCAUUGCCGAUGCUUCUGCAAAUGGCGCAGCCAUCGGCUCCACCACAGGAGGUCACAGUCUUCCAGCCGCCGUGACUAGCAGCGGCCAACCAGACUCUCGCAAUCAAGGUUCAAAAUCAUACGCACAGCAGGAUGAGUCAAGCUGGCUCCAUGUGCGCGCCAUCAUCUCCAGCGCCGAGGCCGCCACCGUCAUUGGUAAAGGCGGUGAGAAUGUCUCGCAGAUUCGUGCCCUGGCCGGUGCUAAAUUGACCGUCAGCGAGUAUUCUCGUGGUGCAGUGGAACGCAUUCUUACUGUCAGCGGUCCCGUUGAUGCAGUCGCCAAGGCAUUCGGUCUGAUUAUUCGCACGCUCAACCAAGAGCCUCUCGACACCCCGUCAACAGAAAAAUCCAAGACUUACCCUCUCCGCCUUCUCAUUCCACACAUACUCAUCGGCUCCAUCAUUGGAAAGUCUGGUGUCCGUAUCCGAGAAAUUCAAGAGCAAUCGGGGGCCCGAUUGAACGCUUCUGAAUCCACUCUACCUCUCUCAACGGAACGCUCCCUUGUAGUACUCGGCGUUGCCGAUGCAGUGCACAUUGCCACCUACUACAUCGGAAGCACACUUGUAGAGCAGCUGACCGAGCGAUUUGGGGGACCAGCUGCAUCCAAUUAUGCCAGCCGCCAUGGUGGACCUCAAAGUGUCGUGCCUGGAGGCAUGCAGAUCGUCCCAUACGUCCCCCAACACGUCGGGGGCCAAAUGGGCCACGCCGACAACUACCGCCGAGGAGGCCCGCCACCAAACCCAGCUCAGCGCCCGCCCGUCGGCCCUUACGGCGCUCCUUACGCCCACGGCCAACAACCACCACACCAACCUCAACCGCAACCCCACUACAAUGCCGGCUCCCCUCGCGCUCCCUACGUCGGUCCCAGUGGUCCGCAACAACCCCAGCCCUACGGCGGUCAACACCCCGGCGUCCCACAACCCAACCACGCCGGCGCGCCUCAGCAACCGCCGAUGCAGGGCAUGCCCGGCCAGCCCAUCACCCAGCAGAUCUUCAUCCCCAACGACAUGGUCGGAGCCAUCAUCGGCAAGGGCGGCGCCAAAAUCAACGAAAUCCGCCAGCUUAGCGGCAGCGUCAUCAAGAUCAACGAGCCGCAGGACAAUAACAAUGAGCGUCUCGUCAUGAUCACGGGAACGGCCGAGUGCAACCAGAUGGCGCUUUAUAUGCUUUACCAGAGGCUGGGCGAGUCGAGUAAGAAUUCGAAUUCGACCAUGCCGCGGUGA